This is a messenger RNA of Closterium sp. Yama58-4, 3126 nucleotides long. NCBI's taxonomy places the organism in Eukaryota, Viridiplantae, Streptophyta, Zygnematophyceae, Desmidiales, Closteriaceae. The record is from the annotation of a GenBank genome assembly.
AUGCAGGGGAAGCUGCAAAAGGGGAAGCUGUCACGAUCGGCUGUAGAGUUGGGUGUGGGUGAGGGGAGAAGGGGUGGUGUGAGUGGGAGAGGGAGAGGGAGAGGGGGAGGGGGAUUUGAGAGGGUGGACGGGAGUGAGGAUGGGAGGAUGGGUAGUGGUGAUGGUGACUGUGUGAGUGAUAGCAGCAGCAGCAGCAGCACGAGCCUGAGCGCUAUGAUUGGUGGAACGGCAGCUUCUGCUACUGAUCUUUCUGCUGAUGUCAGCGUGGAUGAAACCGCCAGCAGUGCAGCGAACACCGCUGCUGACGUGGAGGUUGACAUGGAUGCUGACAUGGACGACGGAUCCGAUGACAUCAGCAUGCCGAUUCGGCGGGAGUUUCUAGGGUUUGCUCUGGCUCACUGCGAUGAAGCUUCCCUCCCGGACCUGCUAGCCUCGUGGCAAGGCUUGGACGCCACAGAACGGUGCGUGGCGCUAGGUGCGGCGACAGGCUUGGUGGUCCCGGGCCUGCGAGAGCAGGAGGCGCUUCUCCCGGACCUAGCUGCCGGCCGAGCCUCGGGCAAGUGGGAAGGCACGGAAGUGCUGGUGGUUCCCGAAGCUACUACAGCCGGUGCUACAGCCGGCAGCAGCAAAAUCCGGGGGAAGGGAGGGAGCUCAGGCCUUACAACCACCAGCACUGGAAGAAAGCUGGCUAGUCUGGGUGGGGGACGGGGGGCGAUCGGGAGGGACGUGGGGAGGAGGGCACUGGCGCUGGUGUCGCCGUCUGAUAAGCUCCUGACUGAAGCCGCCCGGAGUGCCCUCACUGCUGGGGACAUAGUCUCUGCUGCAGCAGCUGCGGCCGGUCUGUGGGGGGCGACUGGAGGAGGAGUAAGGGGAGUGGGUGGCUUGUCAGGUGCUGUCUCAGGUGGUGGAUCAGGUGCUUCCGAGUCAGGUGCCUUGUCAGGUGCUGGGCCAGGUGGAGGGGUAAGUGCUGGUGGUUCUGGGGCAGCGGAAGGGAAAGAAGUUAGCCCUACAGCUGCUGUUGCAGCUGCUGAGGUGGCAGCGUGCGAUUCGCUGGCAAUGGCGUUUCUGCUGCAGGCGGGGGAUUCAGUGCGGGCGGCAGGGGUGAUCGAUGCUGAGAUGGCGAAACGGGACGGGGCGGAUGCUAAGCGGCGGUUCGUGCUGCUGCUGCUGCAAUUCUCUUCUCUUCAUGCCACGCUCUUCCUCCUAGCUGCUCAGCCCUUCUUAUCCUUCCUCUCUCAAACUCCCCUCCCUCUCUCCUCCCGCUCUCCCACAGCCCGUGCGCGCCAGCUGUGCAAGCGGUGGUGCGAGGUGGCGCUGACGAUGCAGGGGCGGCUGCGAGUGGUGGAGGACACGCGGGCGCUGAGAGCGCUGCUGCCGCGCGCUGACGUGGCGCGCUUCGUGGCGCGUGACGUGGCGUACAUGGAAGCCGCUAUCGCCUCAUUGGUCGAUGAGACCGAUGCUACUGCUGCUGCUACUGCUGCUGGGGGAGGAGUCAUGGCAGAGGCAGUGGGGGGGCCGAUGCCCCACACUCUGGCCUCGGCCCUCUCGCUUGCGCAGCUCUACCACGUGGACGCCUGGCAGGUUCAUCUGACGUACAUCCGUUCAGUGCUGCUCUCUGAUUGGCCGAUGCAAGAUAUCAUUGCUGAGGUGGAGGCACACAAAGCCGCCAUCUGUACUCGUCCAGCGUCAGCCUUCUCCUUCCUCUGGACCUCUGUGCUCCCUCGCCUUCUCACUCAAAUACAGACAAAACCGCACACUCACGCACCGUCACACGCUCAGAAACAUCCCUCCACGCUCCCCACCCUCGCUCCCUACCUCCUCCGCCUCCUCUCCUACUGCCUCCUCUCCUCCCUCUCCCCUCCCCCUCCUCCCUCCUCCCCUCUCACCCCCUCUUCUCCUCUCUCCCGCCUGCUCUCAUUCCCGCUCCCGCCAACCCCUCUCACCGCACUCAACUCCUUCGUAUCGUCAGCGCAGAGCACAGCAUCCCUCGCUCCCAGGCUCUCUCUUUUAGCAGACCAGCUUGAGAAGGCAGGAGGGCUUGAACCGCCGUUGAAUGGGUGGGUUCUUCUGGGGGCGGCUGUUGCUGGUGAAGCAGAAGAGGAGAGCAAUGUGGGUAUAAACGGGGUGGAGAGAGCGGUUGAGAGGGAGAUAGAGCGGUGCUUCGAUGGGUCCUCUGUGCUGGCUGCUGCUGAGAUCAUUUCGUCUUUGACUGCCGCUGUGCCUGCAGCUGCUGCUUCUGCAGCACCUGCUACAGCAGGAACAGCAGCAGCAGCAGCAGCAGCAGCAGCAGCAGCAGCAAAGGCAGUUACAGCAGGAGGUUCAAGCGACCUAGCCGUACAGCCCCGCUUUGACCAGAGCCACCUGCUCUGGCUCUUUGCUAAGUGCCAGUUGAGACAAGCUGGUGUGCUUGCUGAUCAAAUGUCCCCAAGUGUUUCACUAGAAGGGAGGAAUGGUGAUGGGAUGGUGGCAAUAGGUGGGAAGCAAGACAGCAAGACGGGCAGGGAAGAAAGUGCACAGGCAGGCGCGAAAGAAGGCGAGAAGGCUAGGAGAUUCAGUUUGGAGGGGCUCCAGUCUGCGCGUGUGGCCAUGGCUGGGUCCCUCUCCUUGCUCUCAGAGGUUAAGCGGCGGGAAUUCACGCUCCUGCUGCUGCAGGGAUGCGAGCGGUGGGUUCUAGAGGCGUGUGUUGCAGGGGAAGGCAGUGGUGGGAGGAGAAGCGGGGUGAGAGGAGGUGGUAGUGGGAAGAAUGGGAGGGAAGGGAGGGGUGGGAGAGGGAGGGAUGGAGGAGAGGUGAAGAGGGGUGUGGAGCUUUGGUUAGAUGUUGUGGGAGAUUGGAUAGGGUGUGAUGGUGGGACGGUAGCGGAGGGAGAAUGGAAGGAGGAGAGGGAGGAGAGGGAGGAGUGUGUGGUGGAGUGUGGGAGAUGCAUUCAGAAGCUGCUGACCAAUGGGGUCGUGACACGUCAGCAAGGUGUGCUGCUCCUUCGGUUCCUCUCCGACUCGUUGCUGAACACCCAAGGGUCCUCGGAUGAGAACAAGCGCUUUAACUCGGGCUUUUAUGCGUCAGAUGGUGCUGCUGGGAUGCCCCCUGCUCGCUCUAGUCGCCCUAGCCCAGGCCACACACGGCCGUGA